GAAUCGUGUCGCAUGAAAUAGAACCUUGAAACUGUAAAUUAUCGUAAAAAGUCAUGACACCGAAAACAUUGAGUACAGAACAGAACGACGAGACAAAACGUGUGAUGAUAAUGAACCGAGGUCCAUAAACUGGGGACCGUGUACACUUGAGGUUAAUCUUUCUCGGUAUCACGCUCCAAAUGCUUGCGUAGUUUCAUCGUAAUUUUGUUCGAGUGCCUGGUUUUUCUAUUAGCUGAUGAAUUUCGAAUCAUUCUGUGGAACCGCAUAGUUAAACGACUGUCAAGCAUUUUCUAGCCGUUUGCUGACAAAACAACAUUGAUAUGGCAGAUUUCGCGUUAAACGGAUUUAGCAGCGAUCAAACUGAAAAGAUCCUGCAGUUUCAGGAUUUAACAGGCAUCGAGGAUCUAUCAAUUUGCAGAGAUGUUUUACAAAGACACAAUUGGAAUUUGGAGGUUGCAGUUCAGGAACAACUAAAUUUGUAUGAAGGAAGACCAUCUAUGUAUGCACAGGAUUCAAGAUCAAGACCACCACAAGUUGUUGAUGAUAGUAGUUCUAGAAUAUAUUUUCAUUAUUCUGGAAGCCCUAAUGGCAGGGGUAGUUAUUUAUGGUACAUCUUUUCAUUCUGUUAUGAAAGAGUGAUCAGCAUCUUGCAACUACUUCUUUCAAUAUUUAGGAGAAAUGUUAGACCUGUAUCUUCUGAUCCUGUGGAAGAUGUGAUUAGCUUCAUUCGAUCCUAUGAAGAAGCCUAUGGUAACAGUCAUCCUGUUUUUUAUCAGGGUUCUUAUAGCCAAGCUCUUUCUGAUGCAAAACAAGAAUUAAGGUUUUUAUUGGUAUAUUUACAUAAAGAUGAAGCUCAAAAUAUUGAUCAAUGGUGCAGGAAUACAUUAGGUAAUCUACAAAUUAUUCAAUAUAUAAAUAUACACACCUUAUUUUGGGCAUGUAAUGUGCAAUCAGGUGAAGGUUACAAAGUAGCAGAAGCUCUAAAAUCUGGUUCUUACCCUUUUCUGGCUGUUAUCGUUUUAAAAGAUAAUAAAAUGACAGUAGUUGGCAGGAUGGAAGGUACACCAUCACCUUCUGAAUUAAUAUUUCGCUUACAAACAAUUAUAGACCACAACGAAAUUAAUUUAAUACAAGCCCGUCAAGAAAGGGCAGAACGUAGUGCUGCGCAAUCUUUGCGUCAACAACAAGAUCAGGCAUACGAGGAAUCACUACGUGCGGAUCAAGAAAAAGAUCGGAGGAGAGAAGAGGAACGACGAGCACGCGAAGAACAAGAGGCCAGAGAAAAAGAACAAUUAAAUGCACAAGAAAUGGAAAUUCAACGCAUUCGUCGCGAGAAAGAACUUACUGUUUGUAAAGUGCCUCUCGAACCAGAGCCUACUAAUCCUAAUGCGUGUCAUCUUCAAAUUAAGCUUGGUGAAAGGACAAUGAAAAGACGUUUUCUAAUGUCCGAUACGUUAGAAGAUGUAUAUCAUUGGAUAUUUAGUCAACCGGAUUCUCCAGUGAGUUUUGAAAUAACGACCAGUUUUCCGAAGAGAAUUUUAUAUCCAUGUAGAGAAAUUUUAACAUUAUUAGACGCUGGAUUAACCCAUAGAGAAGUUCUCCAUGUUAAUGAUUUAGAUGAUUAACCUCUAUUGAUAUUUCAAUAUUGCAUUCUUUGUGUUUAAGUAUCAUUCCACGGAAAAAAUGAUACUGUCCUAAGAGACAUUUAUCAAAACAGAUAAUAAUAUAUAUAUACAUAAAAAUUAUAUAUGUAUAUAUAUAUAUAUUUGAUACAUUCGAGUAUUGUAUGUGAAGCGUAGGUCAGUGUCAGGAGUGCAGUUUUACAACAGAUCUAUAAAACGUAUUA
Messenger RNA from Frieseomelitta varia, 1846 nucleotides. RefSeq names its product FAS-associated factor 2 (gene Faf2). Gene Ontology annotation, molecular function: ubiquitin binding. Bases 321 to 1625 code for a protein of 434 amino acids. Gene Ontology annotation, cellular component: endoplasmic reticulum. The record is from RefSeq and is a predicted model, not a curated record. Lineage: Eukaryota; Metazoa; Arthropoda; Insecta; Hymenoptera; Apidae. The transcript is spliced from 8 exons.